CAGAUGAGGAAGACCUGGAUGAGGCUCCAGAGCUGGAAGACUACGAGGACGGGGACGAUGCCGCCUGGGAAGACGAGGAAUCCGGAGUGCAGCAAGACGUUCGAUGCCUGUUCUGUGAGAGGAUCUUCCAUUCACCAGAAGAAACCUUCCACCACUGCCAGGAGCAGCAUCAGUUCAGCCUCCGCCAGUUUGUCUCCACACACGGUCUGGACUUCUACGGCUACAUAAAGUUCAUCAAUUAUGUCCGCUUUACGAACUGUACGGCCGACAGUCUACGAAGUAUCGGCAGCCCGAAGCCUUGGGAUCAGGACGACUUCUUCAAGCCGGUGAUUGAGGAUGACUUGCUGCUGCAGUACGAUAUGGAGGGACAUGGACUGUGAUGGCGGCGGGGCUCGGGUCACAAACUCCGAACCAUCAUCUGUACACCUCCGACUCCGGGAGGCAGAGGCACGGGCGCAGGCAGCCGAGGAGAGCUUAGCCAACGUUCUGGAAAGAGCUGCAGAAAAUGAGACAACUUGCGCAGGAUUUCGUGAUGAACGCAGAUGUCAGAUGUGCUUCGUCUUCCGCUGGGGCCAUCGCCGAUCUGGAUGAGAGCGAGGACUGCGCCUACUUCAGCUCCUACGGUCACUUCUCCAUACACGAGGAGAUGCUAAAGGACGCGGUGCGCACUGAGAGCUAUAGGAACUUCAUGUACCGGAAUGGGGACAUCUUCAAGGACAAGGUCGUCCUGGAUGUCGGAUGCGGCACGGGAAUCCUGUCGAUGUUCGCCGCGAGAGCCGGCGCCAAAAAAAGUGAUCGGGGUUGACCAAUCCGAAAUCAUCUACCAGACCAUGGAUAUUAUCCGGAUGAAUAAGUUGGAAGAUACGAUCUCGCUGAUUAAAGGCCGGAUUGAAGAAAUUGAUUUGCCGGUGGAGAAGGUGGAUGUAAUUAUUUCGGAAUGGAUGGGCUACUUCCUCCUGUUCGAGUCCAUGCUGGAUUCCGUCAUCCAUGCGAGAGACAAGUUCCUGGCGCCCGGCGGAGCAGUGUACCCGGACCGUUGUACCAUCAGCUUGGUGGCGUUGUGUGAUCUGGAGAGGCAUGCCGGGAAGUUGGCCUUCUGGGAUGACGUCUACGGAUUUAACAUGUCUUGUAUGAAGAAAGCCGUCCUACCGGAGACUGUAGUGGAGGUUGUGAACCCGGACACCGUCAUUUCCCAUCCAUUUAUUAUAAAGGAUAUCAACUGCCAGACGACAACUUUGAAAGAACUGGAUUUUUCCUCUGAUUUCUCGCUACCGAUAAUGAAGGACGGAGUGUGUACAGUAAGAGCCUCUUUU
Staurois parvus is the source of this 1313-nucleotide messenger RNA. Lineage: Eukaryota; Metazoa; Chordata; Amphibia; Anura; Ranidae. The record is from the annotation of a GenBank genome assembly.